Messenger RNA from Aspergillus saccharolyticus JOP 1030-1, 1202 nucleotides. Its product is annotated as FTR1 family protein. Bases 54 to 1184 code for a protein of 376 amino acids. NCBI's taxonomy places the organism in Eukaryota, Fungi, Ascomycota, Eurotiomycetes, Eurotiales, Aspergillaceae. Gene Ontology annotation, cellular component: high-affinity iron permease complex; plasma membrane. Gene Ontology annotation, molecular function: ferrous iron transmembrane transporter activity. Gene Ontology annotation, biological process: iron ion transmembrane transport. The transcript has a single exon. The record is from RefSeq and is a predicted model, not a curated record.
AUUUUCUUGGGAUUGUUUGGUUUAAACACUCAAAUCUCAACCAGUCCCCCGCCAUGGCCAACGUCUUCGCUGUCCAGGUCUUUUUCAUUCUUUUUCGAGAGUGUCUGGAGGCGGUCAUCAUCGUCUCCGUGCUUCUCUCUUUCCUCAAGCAGAGUUUGGGCCAGCCACACCAAGACCAGGCCAUCUACCGGCGACUACGGCGUCAGGUCUGGGCAGGCUCAAUCACUGGCAUAGUUUGUUGUCUGAUCAUCGGCGGUGCCUUCAUCGGCGUCUUCUAUGGCCUGGGCCAUGAUAUUUGGUCCAAUGCGGAGCAACUGUGGGAAGGCAUUUUCUACUUGAUUGCGACGAUCAUCGUGACGGUCAUGGGACUGGCUCUGUUGCGCAUCAACAAGACCAAGGAGCAGUGGCGGAUCAAGAUUGCGAAGGCUCUGGUCGAGAAGAACAAGCAUGGGAAAAAGUCCCGUCUGCUCGGCAACUGGGCCCGUCGGUACGCCAUGUUCCUUCUGCCUUUCAUCACCACCAUGCGCGAGGGCGUCGAGGCUGUUGUUUUCGUGGGCGGCGUCUCGCUCGGCUACCCUGCCACUGCCUUUCCAUUGCCGGUCUUCACGGGGAUGGUGGCCGGGUUGACCUGCGGGUAUCUCAUCUACCGGGGUGGGAACGUCCUGUCGAUCCAGCUGUUUCUUAUCGCCUCCACCUGCGUGCUGUACCUGAUUGCCGCGGGCAUGUUCUCCAAGUCCAUCUGGGACCUGCAGUACUACGUCUUCCAGAUGAGGGUCGGCUCCGAUGUUGCCGAGGAGGGCAGCGGCGCGGGCUCCUACAACAUCCUCCAGACGGUCUGGCACGUCAACUGCUGCAACGCGGAGACGGACAACGGAUGGGAUGUCUUCAACGCGAUUCUUGGGUGGGAGAACACCGGGACCUACGGCUCCGUCAUCUCCUACAACGUCUACUGGAUUUUCAUCAUGCUGUGUGUGGCCUACAUGUUGUGGGAGGAGCGCUCGGGCAGAAAGUCCUUGCGUGAGCGCAUGCUGGUGGUGAUGGCCAAGGUCCCCGGCCUCAGCUGGUACGCGAAACCCAAGCUGGCGGUCCUGCAGGAGAACCCGGAGGAUAUCGUGCGCCAGGUGCACAGUGGGCUGUUCAAUGAGGAGCCCGUGGUGGAGCAGCAGAUGGUGGAGAUGAAGUGAUGAGCUCGUGGUCCGAAG